This is a messenger RNA of Struthio camelus australis, 3546 nucleotides long. NCBI's taxonomy places the organism in Eukaryota, Metazoa, Chordata, Aves, Struthioniformes, Struthionidae. The record is from RefSeq and is a predicted model, not a curated record.
AUGGAGCUCCCGUUGGCUCUGGCGACCUCCUCGGUCGCUGGAUCUGGAUGGGGCUUUGAAAACGUAGACCUGAGCAAUCCAAUAGUGGUGUUGCUUUUCAGGUUGAAAGCUUUAUUGGAAUGCCUUUUAACUGCUGGUCUUGCCCUGACAGUCCAAAAAGACCUUCACAAGCUUAAAGAUAAAGUGAAAAAUAUCAACUUGAAAGGAAAACUAGAAACUGUGGAUAUUGGUAACCUGGAAACAGCAAUUGAAAGAACUGAAUCUGGGCUGAGAAAACAUGCUGAAAACUAUUUAAAUGCUAUAAACAGACAAGUGUUAACUAUUUCUUCUACUGAUAAUAAAGGAGAACAUUCAAAACAGCUUUCUAAAUGGGAGCUUCCUUUUGGUGCUCCUCAGAAACGACUUAUUCUGCCACGAGUGCCUGUGGAACACCUGACUGUCCAGGAAUGCAGCAAAUCAGCACCACGUGUUUCUCAACCUUCACAGCAGCAGCUGGAAAUGAAUGUGAAAAUUAUGCUUGACCCAGAGAACACCAAUGCUAAAGCUGUUUUCAAGCAGGACUGUGGGAUCAGGCUGCCACUUAUAACUAAGAAAAAAUCUACUCCAAUGUGUAAUCAGAAGAUAGCCAAGGGUUGUACAGUUAGCAACCUUUGGGUUUUGCCUGCCUCUCACCACAUGGAUUCUCCUUUACCCCUGUUAGAAGAGGACAUACAGAAAGGUAUUCUGAGUCUAACUGAACGAAGACUUAUCCCUCCAACAGCAAAGAUAACCCUCCAGUCAUCUCCUGUUGUGUCUAAACCAGCUCCUCUCCAUGAAUUUCACAAACAGCACAAGAAGUCAGUUGUAGGAGAGAUUAGUAGAGUGGACCCUGAGAAUAGAGCCAUCUUCACCUUUCCGCACUCAAAAGAAGCACUUGAUGAAACGCGGUCUUCUAACAAAGGCUAUGCUGCACCAGCUCCAUCCAGCAGCUCCAUGGUUUUGUCAAGGAAAUCAUCAUCAGUGUGGAGACAUCCAGCUCAGCAGUUGGAAUCUGAACUGCAGACUGCUCGUAAGCCUCAGACCCCCAAAAUGUCUCCAUGUCAUUCCUUACAGGAUCCAUGCUUUGAUUAUAAUAUUGCUGUUUGCGACGGCACUAUAGAUCGGAAAGACCCAGACUUUCUGGCAUUCAAGCAACAUUAUUGUUUAUCCUGGGGGAGCAUUGUCUUUUUCUUGGAACACACUGAGAAGCUUCUAAAGGACUAUGCUGUGCCAGUGGCUACAAUAAACGGCAAGAAGUUGGCGGAAGUUGCAUCAGACUUUGAGCUUAAUGAGAAUCCCACCAAAAAUGACAUUCUCUCAGUGAUAAAGAAUCAGUCAGCCGUGAAAAAGAUCUUAAAUCAGCCUGGCCAAAGAUACAAAGGCCAAGGUGGUGUUGAAAUGGCUGCUACAAAGAUCCAAGCAACAUGGCGCUGUUAUCUGGCCAGGAAAGCCUAUGUCCGUUUCAGGCAGCAGCAGUGGGCAUCAGGUGUGAUUGCCAUUUCUUGGCUCUUGCAUAAUCACAUGGCACGUGUGAAAAAGACCCUGCAGGAAUCACGUCAGAGACACCUGGAGAAUUUUUACAUCAGGGCCAAGCAUCUGGCAGCCAACUGGAAUCGCAUCAGGACCUCCAGGAGGACUAUUAUCCAUAUCCCAUCAUUAGGGUAUUCCCAGUGCAUCCGUGAGCAUAUUCCUGAUCUUGCUCUUCAGCAGAAUUUGCAGAUGGGAAGGCUGUGUGACAUACUGGAUGCCAACGUGGACGUCAUCUACAUCUGCCCCCUUCAUCUGAGUGAGGAGUUACUGCAGUAUUACAAUAAACUCCUGGGUCUACAGGCAGCUGUUAGAUCUGGGAACCCUGAGGACAUGGGUGACCUGCAGGACAGGUUCAAAAUUCUCACCCCUGAAGCUAUAAACAGCUUCCCUAGCCAUCACAUGUGCCUAGCCACACAGCUGAAGUACAGUCCCAAGACAAUCAAAAGAAUAAAAAUUCUUAUCCAGAGCAGAGAUGCCUACAUUAUUGGAGGGGUACCCCACAAAGAUGACUUAGAAGUGGCUGACAUGUUAAACGUCCCUAUAUUAGGCUCAGUGCCAGAAGUGGCUCGUCUCUAUAGUACCAAGUCUGGAAGUAAACGAAUCUUUGCCAGCGCUUGUGUGCCGACCCCUCCUGGAGAAUCGGACAUCUACAGCAAUGAGCAGAUGAUUAAUAUCCUCAGUCAGCUGAUCAUUGACAACAUGGAAGUGCAGCGUUGGUUGUUCAAAGUGAACGAUGAAUCUGGAGGAAAUGGCACUGCCUACUGUGACGUUACCUUGCAUUUGAAGUGCUACCGCUGGCUUCAGAAGGAACGGCAGAGAUACAGCCCUGAGAUAUGGAGUAGUAAGUGGGCACAUGAGCCAGCUUUGGUGAAGAUCUCCCAGGAGCUGCCGGGCCUUUUAGCACAGCACGUACAGCCAGUCAAUGAGAAACGAUUCCCUACAUGGGAAAAAUUCCUCCAAACAUUUCUUAGUCAAGGUGGUGUGAUAGAAGCCUUCCCACUCUCUGAAAACGUCACAAACCUUACAGUGGAUAUGCUGAUAGAACCAACAGGCAAGAUAAAAAUAGUGUCAUCUGGAGACCAGCUCCAUGCUGAUGGUCCUUUGCGAUCAUCUGGCACUACCAUUCCACAGUGUUCUGUUGAUCCAGCAGUUCUUAAUUCUCUGUGCUUAAAAAUUGGAGAGACCUGUAAAUCUAAAGGAGUGCUUGGUUAUUUUUCGGUUGACUUUGUGACUUUCAUCCAUCCACAAACAAUGGAGCAGCAGGUGUGGGCAACAGACCUUGACCUUUGCUAUAGUGACCAGCUGGCCUUGACUCAGCUCAUGUUGUAUGUGACAGAUGGAAAUCUGGAUUGUCGCUCUAGCCUCUUUGAAGUAUCACUUGGUUCAAGGAAAAUGAAAAGCCAACGUAUUCAGCGUGAAGAAACAAAAACUCUUUCUCCGGUAAGCAACCGCUGUGCAGUAGCAAGCAGUCAGCUGAGGCACUCCAACCUUUCAGUAAUCUACUAUAAUGUUCUCCUCCAGAUGUGUAAAGCUCAUGGUGUUGGAUUUGACCUCCAGGAAAAGCAGGGAACAGUUUUUAUAUUGUAUGAAGAUCAGAAGCGAUACAGAUUGGGAAUGUUAACAAUCGGAGAGGAUCUCCAGGGGGUCCUCAUGACCUUUGCUCGCAAUCUCUUCAUCAUCCAUCAAGAAAUAUCAGCACCUAAUAUGCAAGGCGAGACCAAUUUUAAGAUGGCAAUUCAAGAUAUUGAAGCAAUUCUAGGAAUUACAGCAGAAAACAAACUGAAACUGGAAGAAGAGCAACAUUCUGAAGCAGAUGCUCUGAAAGAAUAGUUAACAGAAAGCGUUUUAAGUGCCAUAUUCUUUAUGCUUCCGCAGACAAACUCUCAUCUGUAAGAACAGGUUUGGUUUUCCUUUGUACUGUGAAUUAAUAUUAACCGAGACAGUCUAUGUCAAUGAUACUUGAGUGUAAUGUUUAAUAGCGUAUCCCUUAUUUCACAA